AUGGGCGGGGAAGAGAAAGAGAAGGAACGCCGAGCAAAGGCUUGCACACUAGACCUACUCAAUCCUCAAUCGUGGAUAAGAAUGGUAAUUGAUCGAAUAAGGGUUUCUAUCGUGGGCUUGAAGGUAGCUUUAAGGGCAGCGGUGGUGGUGGGUUUGCGGGAAGAAGAAGAACAAGCAGCAGAGCGAUAG
This is a messenger RNA of Dovyalis caffra, 189 nucleotides long. The record is from the annotation of a GenBank genome assembly. NCBI's taxonomy places the organism in Eukaryota, Viridiplantae, Streptophyta, Magnoliopsida, Malpighiales, Salicaceae.